ACAGUCUGUAGCAGGAUUUCUGGCUCUUUCUUGAUGCUGAUUGGUCAGGCAGAGGGGCUGGUGGGUGGGGCCACCAGUCAGAACAGCUGAGAUGAGCCCCAAUCACACCAUGAUCCUCCUUCUCUGCCUUUCUCGCUCCUGCAGCUUGUCGAAGGCCUAUACGUGGGAGUUCGGUGUCACAGCCGCUGCCUGUGGGGAUCUCGCCGCUGUUCUCAGAACCAGCCAGAGCCUGACAGAGCUGAACCUGGCGUAUAACAAACUGGGAGAUGCCGGAGUGCGGCUGCUGUGUGAGGGACUAAAACAGCCGAACUGCAAACUGCAGAAACUAUACUUGGGCACUCAGAGUGUAACUGAAGAAACACAGGCAAAGCUGGAUGCUGUGAAAAACACAAAACCUGAUCUGGUCAUAAAGAUAUGGAGCCACUGAACCAGUGAGGCUCUGACCUGGCUGCCCUGCCACUAGCUGAGGGAGCAGCUUGGCAGUGGGAGAACACCUGCCCCUGUUAAAAUUAAACUCUGCCAGCCCCAGGGACUCCAGCAGCAAAUGUCAACAUCUGUGGCAGUGGGGUGGGUAGAGAUUGUCAGGGCCUAUCUUCCUGCAUUGAGGCAGGAGACUUAGGAGUAGGAGCUGGGUUUGCUUUAUUCUCACUGUGCAAGGAGGUAUUUGU
This is a messenger RNA of Mauremys mutica (yellowpond turtle), 668 nucleotides long. RefSeq names its product ribonuclease inhibitor-like. Gene Ontology annotation, cellular component: cytoplasm. Gene Ontology annotation, molecular function: protein binding. The record is from RefSeq and is a predicted model, not a curated record. NCBI's taxonomy places the organism in Eukaryota, Metazoa, Chordata, Testudines, Geoemydidae. Bases 92 to 427 code for a protein of 111 amino acids. The transcript has 2 exons.